This is a messenger RNA of Grosmannia clavigera kw1407, 222 nucleotides long. RefSeq lists its product as uncharacterized. The transcript has 2 exons. NCBI's taxonomy places the organism in Eukaryota, Fungi, Ascomycota, Sordariomycetes, Ophiostomatales, Ophiostomataceae. The coding region runs from base 1 to 222 and encodes 73 amino acids. The record is from RefSeq and is a predicted model, not a curated record.
AUGGCGGUCUCUGCGGCCUCUGUGACCGCUACGACCGCUACGACCGAUCCCACUAUAACGGGCCUUUUCCUUAUCACCACGCCGAAGACCAGGGGUCCAUUGGCCAAACAUCGACACCUGCUGGCGCGCUACGAGCACACCUUGUUCUCAGGCCGUACUCCGUACCGCCCCAAAACCAGCUACGUCAACGGCCUCAACCCCAAUUCGAACUCGCAAUCUUGA